This is a messenger RNA of Salarias fasciatus (jewelled blenny), 1961 nucleotides long. It is a transcript of the gene eif2a, whose product is annotated as eukaryotic translation initiation factor 2A. The transcript is spliced from 16 exons. Gene Ontology annotation, cellular component: cytosolic small ribosomal subunit. The coding region runs from base 42 to 1781 and encodes 579 amino acids. Gene Ontology annotation, molecular function: protein binding; tRNA binding; ribosome binding. Lineage: Eukaryota; Metazoa; Chordata; Actinopteri; Blenniiformes; Blenniidae. Gene Ontology annotation, biological process: translational initiation. The record is from RefSeq and is a predicted model, not a curated record.
CGCCGCAUGGCCCCGCCUUUCCUCUUCCGCGCGUCGGAAACAUGGCGCCCCCCAUCCCACUGUUAGCAGUGCGAGCAUCAGAUGGGACAUCUCUGCUCUGUGGACCUCCGCAGUGUGAGCAGUAUGCAGCCUUCCAGAGGGACCCUCAGGUCAGCAGGUGUGUGACCUUCAACAGAGAUGGGACGCUGUUUGCGUGGUGCAACGGACAAAAGGUCUCGGUGGUCAAGUCCGUGGACGGCUCAGUGUUGUUGGCCUUGGAUCUCCCAAAGACGGCUCUGUUGGACUUCUCUCCUCUCAGUAACAUCCUGGUUACCUGGCAACCGUACACCAAGGGUCCAAACUGUCCUCAGGGAGACGCCAACCUGCAGCUGUGGGACAUUUCCAGUGGACAGCUCAUCAAGUCUCUGUUUCAGAAGAAGGUGGAGUCCUGGUGUCCCACCUGGUCUGAGGACGAGAAGAUCUGUGUGAGGAGCGUCAACAAUGAGCUGCACUUCUAUGAAGACAACGACUUCACUCAAAUAGCCAACAAGCUGCACAUGCAGAAGGUCUCCAGCUUCACAUUGUCUCCUGGAGUUCAGCCGAGUAAAGUGUCCAUCUACGUGCCCGGCAGUAAAGGAGCGCCGUCUUUCGUGCGUCUCUAUCAGUAUCCGGCUCUCGGAGGUCCGACGGCGGCGCUCGCCAACAAGAGCUUCUUCAAGGCCGACAAAGUCUGGAUGCAGUGGAACCAGAAAGCGUCAGCAGUGUUGGUGACGGCGAGCACCGAGGUGGAUAAAAGUGGCGCUUCGUACUACGGCGAGCAGACGCUGCAUUACCUGGCAGUGAACGGAGAGACGGCACUGGUCCAACUCCCUAAGAACGGUCCGAUCUACGACGUGGCGUGGAGUCCGUCGUCCUCCGAGUUCUGCGUGGUCUACGGCUUCAUGCCGGCUAAAGCCACCGUCUUCAACCUCAAGUGUGAUCCCGUGUUCGAUUUCGGGACGGGACCCCGAAACGCUGUUUACUACAGUCCUCAGGGUCACAUCCUGGUCCUGGCGGGCUUCGGGAACCUUCAUGGGCAGAUGGAGGUCUGGGACAUGAAGAAGUUCAAGCAGGUGUCGAAGCCUCAGGCCGCAGACUCCACCUACUUCUCCUGGUGUCCCGACGGCGAGCACGUGGUCACGGCGACGUGCUCGCCGCGGCUGCGGGUCGGCAACGGCUUCAAGAUCUGGCACUACACCGGCUCCGUGCUGCACACCUGGUCGGCGGCGCCCGGCACCGAGCUGUGGGAGGUCGCCUGGCAGCCGUUCCCCGCCGGCGUCUUCCCCGAGCGGCCGGUCACGUACCAGGCCCCGCCCACCCAGCUGGGCUCCACGCAGGCCCCGCCCACCCAGGCCUAUCGCCCGCCCGCCCUCCGACACCUGCCAGCCUCAGCCAGCACCAAACUGCAUGAAGACGAGGCGCCCAAAGAUCUGCGUCCAGGAGCGUCAGCCGAGAAGACAAUGUCCAAGACCGCUCUGAAGAACCAGAGGAAACGGGAAGCCAAGAAAGCUGCCAAGCAGGAAACCAAACCUGAACCUCCCUCUGAACCCGCCCCCGUCACCAACAACCAAUCGGAGCCAAGCAGCGGCGACCCGGAGACGGACAAGAAGAUCAAGAACUUGAAGAAGAAACUGAAAGCCAUCGAGGAGCUGAAGGAGCAGCAGGAGUCCGGGAAGGUCCUCCAGAAGAACCAGCUGGAGAAGAUCCAGAAGGAGGAGCAGCUGCUGAAGGAGCUCCAGGAGCUUCAGAUCGAACUCCCAUGAUGCAUCACUGCUACACUGUACAGAAGGUGGGGGGCUUUAUGGCGGGGUGGCAUUUGAUUUGUUGACAUUUCAGAGGCAUUCUGGGAAAUGUGGGCAGCAGCUGAGAACACGAUCACCAUGGACUCGGCACUGUGAACGUUUGAGGCUUGUUGCAAUAUUGAAAAUAAAAACUUUCUCUGA